Lolium perenne is the source of this 1938-nucleotide messenger RNA. RefSeq names its product polygalacturonase At1g48100. The record is from RefSeq and is a predicted model, not a curated record. Gene Ontology annotation, biological process: carbohydrate metabolic process. NCBI's taxonomy places the organism in Eukaryota, Viridiplantae, Streptophyta, Magnoliopsida, Poales, Poaceae. Gene Ontology annotation, molecular function: polygalacturonase activity.
CACUCGCGCUCUUCAACCCAAGUAACUGUCUACCUUCUCUACUGCGGUAGCUAGCUAGAUCCCCUGUCUUCCUCGGUUGCACUUGGCGUCUCGACUGCCCUUCUGAGCGUCUAUAUAUUACUCAUCAUCCAAGAGCAAUUCAUCCUUCAGUUCAGGCUGACAAGCAGUUCACUAGUUUGCUACAAUGGAGGUCGUCACCGCUAGGACCGCCAUUGCCCUACUUCUCGCGCUCCUGGUCGCCACGAGCUUCCUUUGCGACGGCGUCCAUGGCCGCCACCACCACCACCACACGAAGCGGACCAACCACAGCUCCGCGCGCCCGCCGUCCCGGGCACCGGGGCCGAGACGAGCACCUUCACCAAGGCAUGCGUCUCCGCCUGCCCCGCCGGCAAGUCCAAUGCCUGUCGCUCCCGCGCCCGCGCCGGCGGACGACGACAGCGACGUCUACGACCUCAUGAAGGAUUUCGGCGCGGCCGGGGACGGCGUGACCGACGACACCGACGCGUUAAAGACAGCGUGGGACACCGCGUGCCAGGCCGACGGGGAGGGCGUCGUCGUCGCGGCCGCCGGGCACUCGUUCCUGGUGCACACCACCACCUUCACCGGGCCGUGCCAGGGCAGCGUCACGCUGCAGAUCGAUGGCACGAUCGUCGCGCCGAGCGACCCCACGACGUGGCCGGCCAACAGCAAGCGCAACUGGCUAGUCUUCUACAAGGCAGACGGCGUGUCGCUGACCGGCGCCGGCCUCAUCGACGGCAAGGGACAGAAGUGGUGGGAUCUCCCCUGCAAGCCUCACAAGGUAAGAACCGAUAUCAGGCUAAGUGACGACGAGCUCAGUGUACCGGAGACUAAGUUGCUCUGUUUAUCUUUCUUCCUUUUUUGCCAGGGAGGAAGCACGCACGGACCAUGUGACAGCCCAGUGGCGCUGAGGUUCUUCGAGAGCAACAACGUGACGGUGCAAGGGCUCAAGGUGCAGGACAGCCCGGAGUUCCACUUCCGGUUCGACAGCUGCCGCGGCGUGCACGUCAACGGCCUCUCCAUCAGCUCCCCCGCGCUGAGCCCCAACACCGACGGCAUCCAUGUCGAGAACACCCAGGACGUCCUCAUCACCAACACCGUCGUCUCCAACGGCGACGACUGCGUCUCCAUCGGCGCCGGCACCCUCAACGUACACAUCGAGAACGUUACCUGCGGUCCCGGCCACGGCAUCAGCAUCGGGAGCCUGGGGAAGCAGGGCUCGCGGGCGUGCGUGGCCAACAUCACGGUGCGGAACGCGGUGAUCCGGCACUCGGACAACGGCGUGCGGAUCAAGACGUGGCAGGGCGGCUCCGGGUCGGUGUCGGCGGUGACCUUCGAGAACGUGCGCAUGGACGCCGUGCGCAACCCCAUCAUCAUCGACCAGUACUACUGCCUCACCAAGAGCUGCGAGAACGCCACCACGGCGGUCUUCGUCUCCGACAUCACCUACGCCGGCAUCCGGGGCACCUACGACGUGCGCGGCCCGCCCAUACACUUCGGCUGCAGCGACGCCGUGCCAUGCACCAACAUCACCCUCUCCGGCGUCGAGCUGCUGCCGGCCUCCGGCGACACCGUCGACAACCCAUUCUGCUGGAACGUCUACGGCAACGCAACCACGCCCACCGUGCCGCCGGUCGCGUGCCUCAUGGAGGGCGUGCCUAGGAACGUGGAGGACAGCAGCAGUUUGAAGUGUUACUGAUGAUGAUCCACAUCCUGCCACCAUAUACCUACGUCCCUGCUUAGAGAUACAGUAAGAAUCAAAAUACAAGAGAAAGUAUAGCAUUAGAUUAGUGCAGAAAAAAGUAGCUUAAGCAAAGCAUAAAUUACUAUGUAUAUAUAAAAGGAUGGAAAUUUGCAACUGUACGAGAGGAUUUGUGUGAGAAUCACUAGAAAUACAUGUUUGAGUAUUGUGCUGCCAUA